Molecule: messenger RNA, 910 nt
Organism: Maniola jurtina (meadow brown)
Lineage: Eukaryota; Metazoa; Arthropoda; Insecta; Lepidoptera; Nymphalidae
Gene: Tim8
Product: mitochondrial import inner membrane translocase subunit Tim8
Exons: 2
Coding region: 128-403 (91 amino acids)
Source: RefSeq, a predicted model, not a curated record
UGGUCUUCCGUCUUUGUAGUUUAUGGUCUAUUUCUUAACCUAAAAUAAAAAAUUAAAUUGAAUAUAAUAUCCAAUAUCGUCCUGUUUUAAAUUUAAAAAAAGCAAGAAAUUCUUUGGAAAUUACAAGAUGAGCGAGCUACCUGACUUUUCAUCGAGCAGCAAACCAGGAGACUCUGAAUUGCAGGAUUUUCUCUUAGUAGAAAAACAAAAGGCUCAAUUUCAUGCCCAAAUUCAUGAAUUCAAUGACUUCUGCUGGGACAAAUGUGUAGAUAAGCCGGGUGUGAAGCUUGACUCCAGAACUGAAACAUGCAUUUCCAACUGUGUAGAACGAUUUAUUGAUGUGUCAUUAUUAAUCACUAAUAGAUUUGCACAAAUGCUUGAGAAGGGAGGAGGCAUGCAUUGAAGCUUUUACCUAUAAUUUUAUUUAGUAAAGUAUGGUGUACCGAAAGCUAAGCAAAGUUUUGUGCAGAAUUCAACAAUCAUUACUAUCUUGUUGGUAAAUUAAGUAGUUAGUUCAUUUUGACAGACCCAUUUAUCAUACUGGAAUUUCAUUUAAUUUAUGUCAAUGUUUAGGUGAGUUUAUUACAAACUAUAGUGGUAAGUAUAAUAAAAUAUAUACUUACUAUAAACAAUAUUGCUAUUUGUUGUAAAAAUACUCCAAUCAAAAAAUGUGAUCCAUUUAGUAAAUUAUUUAAAUGUCUACUAACUUAUGGCCACACUAUUUCCUCAUACAAAAGAUUUAAAAAAUCCCAUGAGAACUUUGAUUUUCCAGGAUAAAAAGUACCUAGCCUGUCAUUUGUAUCUUUAACACCCUUUUAGAGAUGGAUAUUGGAUAGUAUCAGAAAAGCAGUGUAUUAUUGCAUUUUUUUUAUUUAAAAGAUAAAUAUUAAAUAAAACUCAUUGUUGUAUA